This is a messenger RNA of Thyridium curvatum, 522 nucleotides long. RefSeq lists its product as uncharacterized. Lineage: Eukaryota; Fungi; Ascomycota; Sordariomycetes; Thyridiales; Thyridiaceae. The transcript has 2 exons. Bases 1 to 522 code for a protein of 173 amino acids. The record is from RefSeq and is a predicted model, not a curated record.
AUGCCUGAAGCCCCAGUGGUGGCCCCAAUGGGCGCCCUCCCCCGUGUCACCAUCAAGUACUGCACGCAGUGCAAAUGGCUUCUCAGAGCAGCAUAUUUCGCCCAAGAGCUGCUCUCCACGUUCUCCACCUCCCUGGGCGAAGUCGCCCUGCAGCCCGCGACAGGCGGCGUCUUCACCGUCACCAUCGUCACCGCCCCCGCUUCCCCUCCUUCUUCUUCUUCUCCCUCUUCGGGAGCCGCCGCAGCAGCAGCAGCGACGACGACGUCGAGAGUCCUGUGGGACCGCAAGGCCGACGGCGGCUUCCCCGAGACCAAGGAGCUCAAGCGGCGCGUGCGGGACGUCAUCGACCCCGGCCGGGACCUGGGUCACGUAGACCGGGACCACAGGAAGGACAAGGCCGAGGGGCGGGUUGGGACGGAGGCUGACGCGGAAGCGCCGGCGCCGGUGCCGGUGCCGACUGCGUGUGCGGUCGAGAGGGGUGGUGGCGGUGGUGGUGGUGACGAGUGCGAGGAUUGCCAGUGA